AAUGUCGCAAAUGGCUGUUAAUGAGGCUAAAAAAAAUCUGCGACCUGAGUUGAAGAAGAGAAUCGCAACCAUGACAGAUGAAGCAAAAAGAACGGAAUCUACUGUUCUAUCUCGCAAGGUUCUUCAAAAAAAGGAGUACAAAUCAAGCAAGCGAAUUUCAGUUUAUCAAAAAAAACCCUCAGAAGUUCAAACCAAAGGAAUUUUGAAGGAGCUUUUCCACGAAAAGAAGGAAUGUUUUAUUCCACGAUAUAUUGGUCCAAACAUGGAUAUGGUUAAACUGCACUCCAUGGAGGACAUGAUAUCCUUACCAGUUACUUCCUGGAACAUACAGCAGCCUGCAGAGGAUGAUGAAAGAGAAGAAGCCAAAAAAAAAGGUGGACUGGAUCUCAUCGUCGUUCCAGGACUCUCUUUUUAAAAAAAUGGCCUCCGUCUUGGCAGAGGAAAGGAAAAAAAUGACUCGUACAUCAUGAGGUGCAUCGAAACGUGCAAAAAAAAGCCGCUUUUGGUCGGUUUGGAAAAAAAUACUCAGAUCUGCGACGACCUCCCUGUUACAGAAAGAGACAUGCCAUUGGAUCACGUGAUCACGAGUGAACCAGCUUAAAAAAAUGGCGACUUCUGAGUAAUGACAUUAAUGACCCAAGAAAAAAAAAAAAAAAGACAAUCACACAAAAAAAUUA
Stylophora pistillata is the source of this 677-nucleotide messenger RNA. RefSeq names its product 5-formyltetrahydrofolate cyclo-ligase-like. The record is from RefSeq and is a predicted model, not a curated record. NCBI's taxonomy places the organism in Eukaryota, Metazoa, Cnidaria, Anthozoa, Scleractinia, Pocilloporidae. Gene Ontology annotation, cellular component: mitochondrion. Gene Ontology annotation, biological process: folic acid-containing compound biosynthetic process; tetrahydrofolate interconversion. Gene Ontology annotation, molecular function: 5-formyltetrahydrofolate cyclo-ligase activity.